Tinamus guttatus (white-throated tinamou) is the source of this 1606-nucleotide messenger RNA. RefSeq names its product 6-phosphofructo-2-kinase/fructose-2,6-biphosphatase 3 (gene PFKFB3). Gene Ontology annotation, cellular component: cytosol. Lineage: Eukaryota; Metazoa; Chordata; Aves; Tinamiformes; Tinamidae. Gene Ontology annotation, molecular function: 6-phosphofructo-2-kinase activity; fructose-2,6-bisphosphate 2-phosphatase activity; ATP binding. Gene Ontology annotation, biological process: fructose 2,6-bisphosphate metabolic process; fructose metabolic process. The record is from RefSeq and is a predicted model, not a curated record.
AGGUGGCCUCGCAGCGCAAAAAGAGCUUUGUUUUAAAAAUGCCCAUGGAGUUGACGCAGAGCCGCAUCCAGAAGAUCUGGCUGCCCAAUGACAACCGGCCGGCCCUGCCCCGACGUCCCUGUGGGCCGCAGCUUGCCAACUCGCCCACCGUGAUAGUGAUGGUUGGCCUCCCAGCCCGUGGGAAGACCUACAUCUCCAAGAAGCUGACCCGCUACCUCAACUGGAUUGGUGUCCCCACGAAAGUUUUCAACGUGGGUGAGUAUCGCCGCGAAGCCGUGAAGCAUUACAGCUCCUAUGACUUCUUCCGCCCCGACAACGAGGAGGCCAUGAAAGUGAGGAGGCAAUGCGCCCUAGCUGCCUUGCGGGACGUCAAGCUGUACCUGACAGAGGAGGCCGGCCAGAUUGCGGUUUUUGAUGCCACCAAUACAACACGGGAGAGGCGUGGGAUGAUCUUGAACUUUGCCAAAGAAAAUGGAUUCAAGGUGUUCUUCAUUGAGUCUGUCUGCAAUGAUCCCACUGUAGUAGCUACCAAUGUCAUGGAAGUGAAGUUGUCCAGCCCAGAUUACCGGGAUUGUAAUUCGACCGAUGCCAUGGAAGACUUUAUGAAGAGAAUCAAUUGUUACCAGGCCAGCUACCAGCCACUUGACCCAGAUGACUAUGAUCGGGAACUUUCUCUCAUCAAAGUCAUCGAUGUUGGCCGGCGGUUCCUGGUCAACAGGGUUCAGGAUCAUAUCCAGAGCAGGAUCGUUUACUACCUAAUGAACAUCCAUGUCCAGCCCCGCACCAUUUAUCUAUGUCGGCAUGGUGAGAGCGAGUUCAACCUCAAGGGGAAGAUUGGAGGUGACUCAGGGCUCUCUAACAGGGGUAAAAAGUUUGCAUUGGCACUGAACAAGUUUGUUGAAGAACAGAACCUAAAGGACCUCAAAGUCUGGACCAGCCAACUAAAGAGGACAAUACAGACAGCAGAAGCUCUCCAGCUGCCCUACGAGCAGUGGAAGGCACUCAAUGAAAUAGAUGCUGGUGUUUGCGAAGAAAUGACGUAUGAAGAAAUCAAGGAGCAGCAUCCAGAGGAAUUUGUUUUACGUGAUCAGGAUAAAUACUAUUACCGCUAUCCUUCCGGAGAGUCCUACCAAGAUCUAGUGCAGCGACUAGAGCCAGUCAUCAUGGAGCUGGAGAGACAAGAGAACGUCCUUGUGGUCUGUCACCAGGCUGUCAUGCGCUGUCUCUUAGCUUACUUCCUCGACAAGAGUGCAGAUGAAAUGCCUUACCUGAAAUGUCCCCUUCAUACAGUGUUGAAGCUGACCCCGGUAGCUUAUGGCUGCCGGGUGGAGUCCAUCUCUCUGAACGUUGAAGCUGUUAACACCCACAGGGAACGGUCAGAGGAAGCAAAGAAGGGACCUAACCCGCUCAUGAGACGUAAUAGCGUUACCCCUCUAGCAAGCCCAGAGCCCACCAAAAAACCUCGCAUCAACAGCUUUGAGGAGCAUGUGGCUGUUUCUUCCGCCCUGCCAGGCUGUGUUCCUCAGGAAGUGUCCACGCAGAUGCCGGGACAACCUUUUCUAGGGAAGGCAUGCCUAACAUGAACAACUCGCAGAAGCUGUCGUGA